UACGUGUGCCCGCACAAGGGCUGCGACAAGACGUUCAGCACCUCGGGCCACGCGCGGCGGCAUUCGCACACGCACAAGCCGCAGCAGCCCUUUGUCUGUCCGCACGACGGCUGCGACGCCACGUUCUCGCGCCGCGACAACUGCACGCAGCACCAACGC
Messenger RNA from Tilletiopsis washingtonensis, 159 nucleotides. RefSeq lists its product as hypothetical. The record is from RefSeq and is a predicted model, not a curated record. Gene Ontology annotation, cellular component: transcription regulator complex; PcG protein complex. The annotation marks the transcript as partial. NCBI's taxonomy places the organism in Eukaryota, Fungi, Basidiomycota, Exobasidiomycetes, Entylomatales. The transcript has a single exon. Gene Ontology annotation, molecular function: DNA-binding transcription factor activity, RNA polymerase II-specific; RNA polymerase II cis-regulatory region sequence-specific DNA binding. Gene Ontology annotation, biological process: regulation of transcription by RNA polymerase II.